This is a messenger RNA of Gossypium arboreum, 474 nucleotides long. RefSeq lists its product as uncharacterized. The transcript has a single exon. NCBI's taxonomy places the organism in Eukaryota, Viridiplantae, Streptophyta, Magnoliopsida, Malvales, Malvaceae. The record is from RefSeq and is a predicted model, not a curated record. The coding region runs from base 1 to 474 and encodes 157 amino acids.
AUGUCACUUUUACGAGAUUCGGCAUAUCAGUGGUGGAACACUCUCAUGUCUGUGGUACAAAGAGAAAGAGUAACUUGGGAAUUUUUCCAAGAAGAGUUACGAAAAAAGUACAUUAGUCAAAGAUUCAUAGAUCAAAAGAGGAAGCAGUUCCUAGAGUUAAAGCAAGGUCGUAUGUCAGUGACAGAGUAUGAGCGGGAAUUUGUGAAGCUCAGCAAGUAUGCGCGGAAGUGCGUAUCUACAAAAGCCACCAUGUAUAAGAGGUUUGAGGAUGGCCUCAAUAAAGACAUCCGAGUGUUUGUUGGCAUUUUAAAGCUACGGGAAUUUGUAGCUCUUGUUGAAAGAGCCUGUAAGGCCAAAGAAUUGAUUAAAGAAAGAAGGAAAGCCGCAUUUGAGUCACAGGAUUCGAAGAAGAGACAGAUGGGGAAAUCACAUCAGUCCUCAUCCAAGAGAUCAAAGGAAUUCUCUACCGAUUGA